UAGGGAGAAUUCUUCAUCACUCUGUCCUCGCAAGAAAAUGAGGACAAGUUUGAGCGGUAAACUAGACAUGAUUUCUGAAAAUGGGAACACUCAGCCUUAUGACAUGGUCGUGUUAGAGAAGCCAGUCACAAACAAAGAUUCACAUUGCUCCAAAGCAGAAAUAAAAAGGGAAACUGAUUUUGCCACCAAAACUGAUGGUGGAUGCUUUUCUAGGCCUGAAAGAUUUCCAAAGCAAACAUGCCAUGAGAAUCUUGGGAGGAUGAAGCCAUUGACUACAACUGAGAAAGCUAUAGCUCUUCAAAGGGCUAAUGCUUUCAAAUCUGAUAAACCUUCUUUCAAGAUGGCUAUGCAGCCCUCUCAUAUCCAUGGCGGUACUAUUAGUUUGCCAUAUGAAUUUGCAAAGAGACAUCUUAUCAAGCUGCCUGCUGGUAUUGCCAUCCUUAGAGUAUCAGAUGGAAGAACUUGGUCUGUGAUGUUCAAGUAUGAUCAUAAAAACUCAAAAGCUCGAUUAUGGAGAAGUGGUUGGUCAUCUUUUGUGAGGGACAAUAAUUUGAAAGUUGGGGAUGUAUGUGUCUUUGUCCUUAUUGACUGCAAUAAGCUUUCCUUUGAAGUUUUCUUUUACCCCACCAUAGAAGCUACAAAUUGCCGCUUCUCACCAGGCUAUGGCAGAGGAGCAAUUGUUCAAGUCGAAGAAAAGAAAAGACCCAUAUUUGAAGCUGAAUCCAACAUGAAUUGUGAAAUUGUUGAGAACAAGACGCUGAAGAUUUAUGAGCCAGUUACUCAAAAGCCUUCUUCAUCUUUGAGGGCUUAAAGAGUCAGUCUUGAAGCUGCCAAUAAAAUCGUCUCAAAGAAUCCCUUCUUCUUAGUCUCUCUGCGGUCAAUCCAGAGAGUGAAGAAGAAUGUGAAUGUACCAGCUAGUUUUUUCAAGAGUUUCAUAAAGAGGUAAGAAACAAACCGUGAAGCUUCAGGUUCAGGAUAGAUCAUGGCCUGUAAAUUUGGUUCCUAGUAACUAUUCAGCCAGUUUAUGUGGUGGUUGGGCUGCAUUUGCGAAGGAACAUUGUUUAGAAGAAGGAGAUGUUUGC
Messenger RNA from Rosa chinensis, 1082 nucleotides. RefSeq names its product B3 domain-containing protein Os11g0197600. The coding region runs from base 38 to 811 and encodes 257 amino acids. The record is from RefSeq and is a predicted model, not a curated record. NCBI's taxonomy places the organism in Eukaryota, Viridiplantae, Streptophyta, Magnoliopsida, Rosales, Rosaceae. Gene Ontology annotation, molecular function: DNA binding. The transcript has 6 exons.